Molecule: messenger RNA, 1070 nt
Organism: Pyrus x bretschneideri (Chinese white pear)
Lineage: Eukaryota; Viridiplantae; Streptophyta; Magnoliopsida; Rosales; Rosaceae
Product: chlorophyll a-b binding protein CP29.1, chloroplastic
Exons: 2
Coding region: 47-907 (286 amino acids)
Biological process (GO): response to light stimulus; photosynthesis, light harvesting in photosystem I
Cellular component (GO): chloroplast envelope; plastoglobule; chloroplast thylakoid membrane
Source: RefSeq, a predicted model, not a curated record
CAAUCAAAUUCACUUAAAACAUACAUUGCAAUCUUAGCACACAACCAUGGCAACAACCACAGCUGCUGCCGCCGCUGCAUCCUCAUUCAUCGGGACACGCCUUCCGACCGACGCGUACUCGAACUCGGGACGGGUCCAGGCCCGUUUCGGAUUCGGCGCCAAGAAGCCCAAGAAAACAAAACCCACUUUCUCAACAGACCGCCCGCUCUGGUACCCGGGCGCCAAGGCUCCUGAAUGGCUGGACGGGAGCUUGGUGGGCGACUACGGGUUCGACCCGUUCGGUUUGGGCAAACCCGCGGAGUAUUUGCAGUACGACUACGACGGGUUGGACCAGAAUUUGGCCAAGAACUUGGCGGGUGACAUUAUCGGGACCCGAACAGAAACCGCGGACGUCCAGUCGACGCCGUUUCAGCCUUACACGGAGGUGUUUGGGCUGCAGAGGUUUAGGGAGUGCGAGCUGAUUCAUGGAAGGUGGGCCAUGCUCGCCACGCUCGGUGCUCUCACUGUUGAGUCCCUCACCGGGAUCACAUGGCAAGACGCCGGAAAGGUGGAGCUCAUCGAAGGAUCAUCCUACUUGGGUCAACCACUGCCUUUCUCACUAACCACGUUGAUCUGGAUCGAAGUUCUAGUGAUUGGCUACAUCGAGUUCCAGAGGAACGCCGAGCUCGACCCGGAAAAGAGGUUGUACCCGGGUGGCAAGUUCUUCGACCCGUUGGGUCUUGCUGCUGACCCGGAAAAGAAGGCCACUCUUCAGCUGGCCGAAAUCAAGCACGCCCGCCUCGCCAUGGUUGCGUUCCUGGGGUUUGCCGUGCAAGCCGCCGUCACCGGGAAGGGACCACUUAACAACUGGGCUACCCAUUUGAGUGACCCGCUCCACACCACCAUUAUUGACGCCUUCUCUUCUUAGAGAAGUAUCUUUAUGUGCAUAUCAUGUUUGGUUUUUUAAUCAGUAGACCAUGAUCAUGUACCGUUGGUUAAUCAGCUGAAUCAUGAUAUGUACUGCUUAAGCUUGUAAAGAUUGUGAUGGGAUCAAAGGAUUAGUGUACGCAAUGGCAUGUGAGCUUUUCCUA